UUUCAAGUGCGGUUAAUAUCAGACUGUCAGAGUAUGAACCACAACUUCAGUUCACAACUUCACAUAAGAAGGAAAAAUUGGAAAGUAUCAAUAGCUUAAGAUGAACUAGUUUCUUGAUGAGCUAACAAUUGUAAUCCUUAAAUGGGUUAUCAUAUUCAUCCAUAUAUGUAAAUUUACCCUCCCUGCAUACCGUGCCCAGAAAAUUGAACACAUAAGCUGUCAAUGGUAGUCAAACGCGUUGCAGGGAAUAAAACAGCAACUUUAGUUGAUAAAUAAAUUAUAGGCAGGAAAUCUUUGUUCUGGAGACCUAGAAACGCUUGGAAGCAUCAGCAUCGGAGGAAUAUAGCAGUGUCAUUUCAAGUAUGAGAUCCUGCUUGUUCCAUCAAUAUUUCGGCUCAUUAUUUAACCGUAUGGCGUCAAUUCAUCAUGGACAAUGAUAGUCCCUGAAAGUUGAUCCAAGUAUGUGUUUAUACAAUAUCUGAUUCAUUUUUUCAUUCUCAGAACUAAUUCAUCUUAUCCUUCCAUGUUAGUUGAUCGAUCCAUUGCCGGAAUAGUGGUUCCGAAUCAAACUGAUAAACACCCUGAAGGCAGUACAGUGGAAAGAUUAAGGUGCCUAUUAUUUUCAUAGGACACUUUACUGUGUGUGAUCUUUUCAUAGUACUUGAACAAUGGGAAUGGAAGUUCAGUAGGUGGAUACGAACUGGCAGAUACUCAACAGGGACAGGGAGGCUAGUAUUUUUAGUGCCUAUCAGGUCAUUGUGUUAGCUGGUUCGCCCACAUCAAAAUCUAGUGCGUCCUAAUUUUAUGCGCCCCGCGGCAGGUUUGCACACAGUAGAAAUGGUAGUGGUGGGGUUUCUGGCCAUGAAUGAACUUUUGAGGUUUACAUGCAUGCCACUUGGAGUUCGAAUCAUCAGGGGAUCUCUCAUUAUUAGCUGGGGGCUGCAUCUUGAAGAAUACCUAUGUUGGAACAGCACAGCGGCUGGAAAAAGACACACCCUUUUCCCUUUAACGCCGAGUGAGAGUUUGCAGUGACCGGCCGCAGCGGACCAGAUCAGUGAUGCUUUUUCUGAAUCGUUUUUGAUUUUUUGGUCGAUUAAAGUUGCCUUUCGGAACCAGCCAUGGCACGACACGUACGCACGCACGGCGCACAGGCACUUCCUUCUGUCAGAUCUCUGCCUAACAUAUUGCUGUCAAAAAUAUUCAGUGCAUGACAGGACCAGGGUGAAAAUCCUGUUUGCUGGGAAAGUUGGAACACCAUAACUGUUGGCUGGCAAGCCUUUUCUGGUUACUAGAUUUGCAAAAAGGCCUCCUAGCUGCUUGCCAGUGCCCACCGACCAUGGACAUGGAGGCACACACCCUGAGUGGUGGGCGUCGAGCCUCCCUUUUCCACCUGGGUUUCACCACUCUAUGAUUCCUAGCCCCCGCCAUUGGCCAUAUUCGAAACUGCCAAGCGAGUGCUUUGAAUUUCCAUGCCAUCUCCACUCGAACUGAAUUACCGUGAAGUGGUGUUGUAGCAGCCUUAGAAGUAAUAGUACCGACACUUUGAGCUAACAGGGAAAAAAAGAUGAAAUUUAUAGGGCAAUUUAUGCUGGAUCCUAAUAUUUGACCUUAGCUUAUAAUUAAGCUUAUGCUGCCAUCUAGAACUCAUGCUGCCAUGCAGUACGGGUAUUUUGGAAGACAUCUGGUACAAUAUUCUUUCGGUAAUGAAAACGAUGGAGAUAUCAUAAUGCACUGAUUUGUUGUUGCCCAGAAGUGGACGCAUGAUGUGUGGCAGGUCAGGUCUGCUGGAGAAGAACUAAGUGGAGAAGAACUGUAUGCUGAAGCUGAACUGGUGGCAAGGGUGGCUGAACUGUAUGCUGAAGUUGAACUGGUGACGGAUAAUGCACUUUACGCCCACGCACCACGAGGCGGCCACUCUCGGCGGCCACUCUCCUUCAUCCCAGAGCAAUGUGCCGCUGUGUGAUGUUUUGUGCUCCCUCCAUCCCAAAAUAAAUGUCGUGGUUUUACUUCAAAUUUGUUCGAUUUAAACUAAAACAACGACACUGAUUUUGGGACGGAGGGAGUAAAUCGUUGCUUAGAGCUUUUUGUUUCUGUUUUUGUUUUGUCUGAUGAUGCACCUUAGUUUGCGGGAUUUCUUGUUCAUAUGUUUAUCAGCUUUAAUUUUAAAUAACUUCAGUAUGUAAUGAACUCUUUUGUUGCAAGAUGAUUUGGUGGCUUCCAGUGCCUGACUUGGUGUUAAAAUUUUGUGCAUAUGCGCAUGCAUCUCCAGUCUUGGGAUCCUUGAGGGUGCUCCAAGGGAAGGGCAACAUUUAUGGAGACUGGAUACUGAGAGGAUCACUUUCUAUGUGAUGGCAUAUAAUGAUACUUAUUGCGCGCUUGCUUAUUCUUUAGGCGUCCGAAAAACAUUCAGGCGCCAGUGAAUCCGCGGAGCCUCCGAGGGUGAGACGGGGAUGCGGCGCCGAAGAGUAGCGGGAGCCGACAGUUCAUCCGGCGUCGAAGGGUGAGUCUACGGGCAGACGCGGGAGGAGGAAGAACAUGACUCUGGCCUGUGGGAUGUUGAUCGGACGGUUGAGGGAAAUUUGAUUGAACUGGUUUCUUUUUCAGACGACUUUAGUGCUCCCUCUGUCUCAAAAUGUAAGACGUAUCAACGUAAGGGCAGUCUAACAUGCCCCCCUUGUGCGAACCCGCUCCGGCGACCACAGCCACCCACCUGCAUCCGUUCGCUCCGGCGGCCGCAGCCAUCAAAAUCCAGGCAGUGUCGGUCCAGGUGGACCCCGCCUCCACUCCCUCCCUGCGGCGCCCUCCCGGGUUCCCCACGCCCCCUCCCCCUCCGCCGCGGGAUCCAGCGUGGGAUCCAGAUCUGUCACCGCGUCGGGUGCUCCGCUCGGGCUCAUCGGUCAUCCCGGAGUCGCCUGAGCACGGGGCCGUGGCUAUGGGCGGAGCGCGGGGCGUCUCGGGGCCCAAGCGCGUGAGCUUCGAGAUCUCCUCCAGCCGCAUUGAUGCGGGCCGGGGAUGUGCAACUGCGCCACCAUUCAAUGAAGCUUCUGAUGCGUAUCCGUCUGCUGGGUGCAUUCAUGCUGCUGAUCCUCGGCCAGCUGCGCCCGCGCCUGUGCAGUCAUGGGCAUCCCUCGCCGGUCGCCCUUCCAACUCCUAUUCAGACAACAACGCACACCAGUGGCAGGUGGUGUGCCUGGCGCAUUGGUGGCGCCAUCAAGGCGUCUGUGGUCAGAGGGGGCAGCCGCGCCGUGCGGCCGUCUCGUCAUCUGGCGCCGGGAAUCGAGCGACUUCAUGGAGAGACAGAAGGGCGGUGAAGCCUCAUAAACGCAAGUGCCAUCGCUGCAAGCAACGCGGGCAUAUAUCCGUGGACUGCAGGGAUCCCAUCGUCUGCGACUAUUGCAACAGGCAAGGCCACCGGCUCCGAGAGUGUUCCACCAGGCUGCAGCAGCUUCGCGCUCGACGCGCUCCCACCGUGCCCUUUCCACCUCGCCCGCGCCCCCUGGUGCCGGCUGCCAUGCCACGACUGGGUGAGCCGGCCUCGCGUCCCGCGGAGGGGUUUGUCGUCAUGGCGUCCACGCCAGACAUGGACGCGCAGGCGGCGGCGCUCGCCAACGUUGCUGCUCUGGUCUGGCUCGGCGGCAACCGCCCGCGGAUCAACGUGGCCACCAUGGAGGAGGCGAUCCACCGCUACACCAGGGUGCCAAAGGCGGACAUCACGGUCGUCCCCCACCACCCGGAGGAUUUUUUCGUCAAGUUCACCUUCCCGCAUCACCGGGAUUUGCUGACGGCGGCACCAGGCAAGUUCUCUCAUGGGGACCUUGACAUCCAUGCGGCCAACUGGAGGUCGCUGACCAGGGCGGAUGCUGCGUCCUUCCACCACCAUGUCCACUUGUGCCUUGAGGAGGUGCCGUUGCAGGCAUGGUCGGAGGAGGCGGUCGGCAAGAUCAUCGGCAGCUCGUGCAUCCUCCACUACUUCGACAUUGCCACACUGCAGAAGGUGGACGCGACCACUUUGGACCUCCGGGCAUGGUGCGUCAACCCCUCCACUAUCCCCAAGGUCAUGUGGGUGACCAUCGUCGGCAGCGAGGUCGUUGUGUCUACAUCGGCCAUGGGCGGGCGCAAGGGGCUCACCUACAGGGUCAUAGUCCAUCUGGACAGGCUAGAAGACUUCACCCCGUACGAGGACGGGUCCAUCCCGUCGAGGCCACGCAACUCCGACCGCUAUGACUGGGUGCACGGAAUCGUCGACGGCGAGGCCGCGCUGCGCGACCGUGGGCGUCGGCCGCCCAGCAAUGGAGGUGGUGGUCGGCGGCGUGAUGAUGAUGGCAGAGACCGCCGCGGCGACGAGGACCGGAGCCGAGAGGAAGAUCGCCGCGGGCGCCGAGACGACCGUCCUGCCUCCUGGCGUGAUCGAUUCUUUCGUAGCCGGUCGCAGGCUGCGGAUAGGCGGGCGGAGGAUGGGCGCCGCGAGGACCGGCGGGACUACCGCCGCGAUGGGCGUCGGCAUGAGGAGGGCGGCCGAAGGAUCGACCUGUCCAAGGUGCAGCUGUUGCCCGGAGGUGCAGUCAUCCCUGCCUUGGGACGCCGUCGUCGGGCCAUGUCACCAGUCUCCACAAGACGUUGUAGUUCCAGAACCGUGGCGAGGACACCUGACAAGCGCCGCUCACCUGUUGCUGCCCUCGCCUGGCGCCUUAAGAGGGCGGUUGCGGGAUGCCUGGGUGUCCACUCCACGGCCGUGGUCACCCCGUCGUCGUCUACCGUCGGCGCUCCCGGCUACGCCGUCCAGGACUACUUCGGUUGGGGCACGAGCUGCUGCUGAACCGGAGG
Molecule: messenger RNA, 4824 nt
Organism: Triticum urartu
Lineage: Eukaryota; Viridiplantae; Streptophyta; Magnoliopsida; Poales; Poaceae
Molecular function (GO): zinc ion binding; nucleic acid binding
Source: RefSeq, a predicted model, not a curated record